GAUGUUCCGGCCACGUCGGUUGCACUCGCAGCGCGAUACCAAUAGUCCAUAUAGCCGAGUCUACAUCCGUGAAGAAUGGCAGUCAGACGGUCAGUCCCUGCCUCUAUAGCUCUCGCUUGACAUCUUUGCCAUCAUGCAUCGUGCCGCUGCUCUCGCCGCUGCCCUGUUGGUAGGCCACACUCAAGCUGCGCCCAAGCUCCAACGCCACGAUGUACGCGACGUUGAUGAGACCUACCCUUACACUGGGCCCGCCGUGCCAAUCGGUGACUGGGUUGAUCCAACCGUCAAAGGCAACGGUAGAGGCUUCCCCCGACUUGUCGAGGCCCCAGCUGUGACGCCCGAGUUCGCCAAUCCUACAAACAACGUCAAUGUGGUUUCGUUGUCUUAUAUUCCCAAUGGUGUCCACAUUCACUACCAGACGCCUUUUGGUCUAGGGGAAGCCCCAUCAGUCGUGUGGGGUCCAAAGGCUGAUAGUCUUGUGAACGAAGCAAGCGGGACAUCGCACACAUAUGAUCGUACCCCACCAUGCUCAGAGCUCGUGGCGACACAAUGCAGCCAAUUCUUUCACGAAGUCCAACUCAAGAACCUGACUGCGGACACGACCUACUACUACAAGAUUCAAGCUGCCAAUGGCACUACUGCCUCGGAUAUUUUGAGCUUCACCACCGGCCGCGCAGCGGGUGACGUCAAGCCGUUUACUGUUGCCGUGCUGAAUGAUAUGGGCUACACGAAUGCAGGUGGGACCUACGAACAACUCCUCAAAGCAGCCUCUGGCGAUACCGGUAUUGCUUUUGCUUGGCACGGUGGCGAUAUCAGUUAUGCUGACGAUUGGUACUCGGGCAUCCUCCCUUGCGAAGAUUCGUGGCCUCUAUGCUACAACGGCACAUCCACCACACUUCCAGGCGGUGGUCCUAUCCCUGAGGAAUACUCGGUGCCGUUGCCGGAAGAUAUGAGUGUACUCUACGAGUCAAACUGGGAUUUGUGGCAGCAGUGGAUGAACAACUUGACGGCUAAUAUCCCGUAUAUGGUUCUUCCCGGAAAUCACGAGGCAGCAUGUGGUGAAUUUGAUGGUCCCAAUAAUGAGUUAUCGGCGUACCUGGAUGAGGACAAGGCCAACUCGACAGCUCCUAAGAGCACCUUGUCUUACUACAGCUGCCCACCAACCCAGCGAAACUACACAGCCUACCAACACCGCUUCCGUAUGCCCGGUAGCGAAACUGGUGGUGUCAGCAACUUCUGGUAUUCUUUUGACUAUGGUCUAGCUCAUUUUGUCUCCCUCAACGGCGAAACAGACUACCCCUACAGUCCUGAGUGGCCAUUUGUGCGUGAUUUGUCCGGGAAUGAAACCAAGCCUCAAGAGAACGAGACAUUCAUCACGGAUAGUGGCCCAUUCGGUACCAUCGAUGGUAGCUGGAAGACCAAAGAGUCUUACGAACAGUACAAAUGGCUCAAGAAGGACCUCGCGAGUGUCGAUCGCACUAAAACACCGUGGGUCAUUGUGAUGAGUCAUCGGCCCAUGUAUAGCACAGAGAGUUCGUCAUACCAGAAGUAUAUGCGAGAUGCUUUCGAGGGCGUCAUGCUUAACCACGGGGUUGAUUUGUAUUUGUCGGGCCACAUUCAUUGGUACGAGCGCUUAUGGCCCAUGGGAGCAAAUGGCACGAUCGACCAUGGUAGCGUAGCCAAGGGCAAGAACAACACAUAUUAUACCAACCCAGGCGUCUCAAUGGCGCACGUCAUUAAUGGCAUGGCGGGUAACAUCGAAAGCCAUAGUACAUUAAACGAUGGCGAGAGCCCGGCCAAUAUCACUGCCUUUUUGGACGACAAACACUAUGGAUUUAGCAAGUUAAGUAUCAUUAAUGGUAAUGAGCUCAAGUGGCAAUUCGUCAGGGGCGACGGUGGUGUAAUUGGUGAUGAACUCACCUUAUUGAAGAAGACCAACUGCACCAAGAACAACAGGGAUACUCACAGCUUUUAGAUUGAAUAAUUACUCGAACGAUAAAUAGUAAUUAAAUUGGACUGGAACAUG
Molecule: messenger RNA, 2026 nt
Organism: Truncatella angustata
Lineage: Eukaryota; Fungi; Ascomycota; Sordariomycetes; Amphisphaeriales; Sporocadaceae
Product: acid phosphatase AphA
Exons: 3
Coding region: 134-1975 (613 amino acids)
Molecular function (GO): metal ion binding; acid phosphatase activity
Source: RefSeq, a predicted model, not a curated record